Colletotrichum graminicola M1.001 is the source of this 957-nucleotide messenger RNA. RefSeq lists its product as uncharacterized. The transcript has a single exon. The coding region runs from base 1 to 957 and encodes 318 amino acids. The record is from RefSeq and is a predicted model, not a curated record. Lineage: Eukaryota; Fungi; Ascomycota; Sordariomycetes; Glomerellales; Glomerellaceae.
AUGCCUCACCUCCCAUGGCAUCUUCACCCAAUCCAAUCCUCGUCGUCCGCCUCGACCAAACUCCACCCCUCCGUACGCAUCUCCACCUCGACCAGAUCAGCCAUCCUCCUCAGCACCUCGAGCAUCUCGCGCGUGCAAAACACCCGCGCCCGCCCCUCGUCACUCAUCCGCACCAGCCUCUCCCGGACCAUCUGCACCACCGCCGUCUCCUCCUCCCCCUCCUCUCUCAGCCCUAGCGCCCCCGCCAGCGCCGCUCCGAACCUCUCCCGCACCAGCCUCUCCACCUCCUCCCCCACCGCCGCCAGCACCUGGCCCCGGACCUCCUCUGCAAACCGGCCCCGCUCGAACUCGAAGUUGUCGUGCACCCCCUGCGCCACGAGCCCCCGCACCUCCUCCCGCAGCCGCAUCCGCGCCGCCUCCGGGCUGGUCAACGUCCCGUUGCGCAUCCGCACGUCGCCCUCGGCGUCGACGCUCCGCUUCGAGGCCGCCGACGACGGCGGCGACGGCGAACACGACGACGAGGACGGCCAUGACGACGCCGGGCUGGUCUCCGUCUCGACGACCCGCAGAUGCGCGACGGUUCGCGUGCUCCUCGGCGUCCGAAAAGCUGACGGGCUCGGCUGGGGAGAGGGCUCCUCGAUACCACCGACGGGGGUCACUGGACGGCCGCCGGAUGUGGGUGUCGCGGAGCGGGAAGGGGCGUGCUCGGGAGACCAGGCCGUCCGCGAGAGCUCCGCGAGGAUCUCGGUCGAGGCGCGGGGGCGGAGGGUCGUCCGGCCGAGGGCGAAGGGCGCCAGGGCCCUCCGAGGCAUACCUUGGCCCAUGUCCAGGAAGAAGGGGUCCACGUCAAUGACGUCGGCGGGGAUCUCCCGCCCGAGGUCGGCACCGGGUGCCGGGGGGCGCUUUGUUGAGGGUUUCUUGAGCAUCGGCAUUGCUGUUUCUGUGGUGAGAGGCUAG